CAAUGGAGUGAAAACCUAGCCCCAGUCAACAGAUUGGGAUGCAGGUUUCACGAAGCCAUCCAACGUGCAUCCCCUCGGCUCCGGAUUCCUGUCAUGAACAUUGGACCAAUCAGCAACAUUCUCGGUAGGUGGUUGUCUGGACGUGAGCGAUUUCUGUUCUUUUCUCAGACAGCUACAGACGGUGCAGUGAUGGCGGGCCAUUUCAAUAGACGAGCAUUCAGCGUGAUCACUCAUCCGGACAGCCAUGCCAGACCGUCAGUUUGUGCGCGGAGGCUGCAGAACUUAACCUGUUUCUUUCGUUCAUUAAUAGAGUUUCUACAUGUGAGUCAUUGACGGAUGCCUUGUGAAACCAUGAAGUGUUGGAAUCCGCUGCUUGGUUGAAAAGAACACACAAGACUUGUGCCUACCGGACGUUACUAGCAGACCCAUCCAGAUGGGGUUGUCGUGGUUGUGCAAGAUUUGCUAGUACAUGUACCGGUACAUGUAGCUAGCCACAGGAGCUCCAGCUUCCUGCUGAAAUUCACUACUGUCUCAGGAAAAGUGGACUGAACCUCAUCAGCAUCCAUUCCAUAGGCAGUAUAGACUUUAGGGGAACUUAUUUUUAGUGGUGACGAAUCCAUCUGAGAUGUAAGCAAUCUACAGACAUCACAGCCUGGCUGAACCUGUUUGACCGACACAACUGGCUGACUGGUUGAACAAGAGGGUUUGGUUUCCAGAUCAGCAUGGCUGCCAGCCAAGAGGGUCGAGAUGCAUUGGAAGGACCAAACACAGGGAAGCUACAUGUGAAGUCUUUGGUUACAGCCCUGAAUUCUGAGGAAGGAAUACCACAAGACACUGCUUGUGAUCAAUACAUGGUGAUCUCAGGGUCACAAGAACUAACGGAUCAUCAGGUAGAACCUUUUCUUGGCUCAUCUGAGAUAUCACCUUGUCAGUUAUACGUAUGUGGAAAUAACUCCAGUAAGAACUCUGCAGGACUUGCAGGUCAACAAACGUUUGACGCUCAGGAGGAGCAAAGCUCUCAACGAGAUGAGACCAACAUUUAUAAGAGCACUUUCCUAUGCGCAGAUGCAUCCUCAACAUUAAAGGUCAAAUCCUCAGCAAACUCGGCAGACCAGAUCCACGACGUGUUGGAUAUAAACACUGUUGCCUCGUUGCUGCCCAAGGGCAGAACUUCCACUGAGGAAUCGGCCAUCGAGCACAUCCUGACUCUUGAGACCAACCAGUCUCAGCUUCGCUACCACAGCCUGCCGGCAGAAGACGGGAAUGGGUGCUCCUCGGAGCAAGACAGCGGGAUUUUUGACUUGUCCUUGGUCCAGCAGGAGGACUUCGACAAUUGUGAGAGCAGAGAAACAGGCAGGGAUUGGCAGUUGAGGAACAUCACUCCUGAACAGCGUAGGAAGUGCCUUCAACUCACCCCGUCUGACUCUUCUAAGUCUUCAGACACCAAUGAAACAGGACAAAAGACGACAGACUGUCCAAAAGUUAAGAGAAAUUUACGCAUUCCUGCUCGUUUUUUAAAUAAUCUUUCCUUCCCAGAGUCAGAGGUAUGCAUACCUGUGCCUGGUGAAAAUACUGAACAGCCUGGAGAGUCGUCUGCAACAACUAAAAUCGGAGUUGCUACUGACAGUUGUAAAAGAAAAAUAACUGAUAUUGGAAAGACUGAAGUAACGGUAAGUAAUUGCCCUGAAAGGGCAACACACUUACCCAAAGUACCUGAACGUUCGUUGUUGCGUAUUUCAUCGACAUCGUCAGAUUCAGCACCGGAGAGUAGUCAAGAAACAGGGAAUCCUCAGGACAUUGACAUGGGGAAGAAAACACAGUCACUGUCUAAAGGGAAACAGCCCCACGUUGUUUACUCAAAAGAGGAGUUCAGUGAAGAGUACACUUCCCCUCAGAGAAGCAAGUCCUGGGACAAGAAGAAACAUGGAAGGAAAGUCAGCCAAAAUAAGGAUAAACCAAAAGGGAAAGACAGGAAGAGAAUCCUCUCAGAUCCCUCACAGGGGAUGGACCUGAAAGUUACAAUUUCGGCGCCACUCUCAGCUUCCCAGGAGGAGAGCCUCAGGAACAAGAGGCAUACCAUAGGUGGUGUUCCGCUGAGGACACCUACCCAAGAGGCUGGCACGGAUACCGCGGAGCUCCUGGCUGACACAGAGAUCCUGACAGUCCAUCAAGAGCCACACCAAUUCACUGCCUUGCUGAAUGAAUCAAACAACAACCAGGAACAGCACAAAUCUGGGAAGAGUCUAGGUGCAUUCCAUGCUGGAGCAAGAUCCCCUGAAGUCUUACCCACAGCCACAAAGCACCCAAUGAAACAGCAGCAGGCUUUGCUAAGCUCUCCAGAGGUCGUAGUGGAUACCUUGAACAAGGCAUCAAUUUCCGCAGAUGUGGUCUCUGCUGGUCCACCUCCACCGAAGCCCAAGCGACUGAGCCUAACAAACCAGCUGCAGAAGCAGAGUGACAAACAAGUAGAUGUUUCAAUUCAUCGGGAUGGCUCUCAGCUAGGUCAUGAAAGGAAAGAUCAUGUGUAUGAACGUAAGACAGAAAUAGCCGUGGAGCGGCAAGUUCUUUUGAAACAAGCUGUGAAAAGCCAGCCCCUUGACCAAUCAAGUAAAUUCGAAGAUUCUCUCUCGAGCUCAGAAACGGCACGGGUGAACAGGUCCAAUGCACCAAGCCCUUUCACCGUCGUAAGUCGUUACGGUGAGGAUGGGGAAGAGGAACUCAUUCUCGGUGCCUUGCCACUGCAAGAGAAACAAACGCAAGUUGUAGCAGAAAGGCAAGCCCCAGCACUGAACUCAGUUAGGAAACUAGAGAAGCCACCCAUUGCAGGACGUAAGUUCCGUCACUACGCCUGCAUAGAGCCUGUCGGGAAGCCUGUUGAGACGGUCAAAACAGAAGCUAUGACAGAAGAAUGCACACCAAUUACACCACCCAAAGAGGAGCCAUCGACACCCCAUACAGAUCAGAAAUCCACAUUAGGUAGCCCUGUACUUGUCACUGAGAGCCCAGUUGAACAGCAUGAUAAACCUCCAAUCCAGCAAACUCCACCCGUGACCAUCACUGCACCACUGGCCGACACCUCUUUGAAGGUUUCUGAAAUCAUUGCAGAUACCCCCAAUGUCUCUAUCCCUCCCAAGUCGAGUUCUCCAGAAACAACUGAGAAUCCCCAGGAAAGCCUGACCAAAUACUGCCCCAAGUUCAGAGAUGAAUCGAUUAAGACUGACCUCAACAUCGGACACUGCCUCCACUGCCUCUAUCCCUCCCCAAUCUCCUCCAGAUCUGGACUACCAGGAGCUCCUAGCUCACCAGGUGUCUUCAGAGCAGUCUCAACCCCCUCUGAGUGUUCCAUCGACAUUGACCUGCCCAAGCUAGAUCCAGAAAUGGAGCAGAAGAUGGUGACCGUUUCCAUGGCGAUGAUGCCCGAGCCACAGACGGCAGAGGUGACUGUCAUUGAUGAUAGCAACCAAGAGGAGAACAGUACUGACAAGGUUAAGAAACAGGAAGUAGCCGAACUCCAACCUCCUAAGAGCCCAGAUACCAAGGAGGAACCUGCCUCGGAUUCCCUCUCUGCGUCCCAAACGGUGACGCUGCGGGCUCACCUCCCGUCCGUCUCCAGCAAGGAUGAAGAUGACAAUGAAGAAGAUGAAGACAGUGGGGUCUAUGACGCCAGCUACCGACACUCCGACUGGAUCUAUGUAGGCAACAACCAGGAGCUGCAGUUGAUGACCAAACAGGUGGAGAUGCAGGCAGGAACUUCUAAGCAAACAGUAGCUGAAGUGAACAGCUCUCCUGGAGCAAAUGAAGAGUCCCACUUUGACCGAGCCGAGGAGGGCAGAGAGUCAGUGACGACGACCACAUCAGAGAGUGAAUUCCGGACGAAGUACCAAAGCCUGGCCUACCGGCGGGUCCACCGGAAGACAUCGGCGAUAGACUACCAAAGGCUGUCCCUCAUCGCACGGGAGAGGAAGGUCACAAUUAAGAAGGUGGACAACAUGUUUGGGUUUCGCAUUCAGUACAGCCGACCAGUGGUGGUCACCGAUGUAGACAAAGGUGGUGCAGCGGAGCAGUCAGGCCUACGAGUCGGGGACAUGUUGCUGAAGGUCAACGGCCAUGAUGUCAGGCAAGCUCCCCACUCCCACGUUGUACGUUUAGCAAUGAGUGGCCAUGACCCACUUGAUCUUGUUGUUGGCACUAACGUCUGUAAUACUCUCAAUCUCUACGCUGAGAAGCCGGUGAUGUGUGGUUACUUGCACAAGCUAGGAGGUGCUGGCAUGAUCCGUACCUGGAAGAAGAGAUGGUUUGUGCUCAAAUACGACAACUGCCUCUACUACUACAAAACUGAAGACGAUGUGGAACCUUUAGGUGCUAUCGUCCUCAGUAACUACACUGUCAUGAAAGCCAGAGAUGUCGGCAAACCUUUUGCCUUCAAAUUGACCAAGUGCAAAGCGAGGACCUAUUACUUCUACACGGCUACAGAAGAUGAAAUGAGCAGGUGGGCCAAGAGUAUAACUGAAGCGGCCAAAACCCAGAACACAUCGGACAUCUGGCUGGACAUCAGCACCCACAAUGUGGGCCUCCCGGCCCUGUCCAUCCGCAACCCAGACUGCCAUGGAUUCUUGAACAAGCUGGGCGCCAUCAGGAAGAGCUGGAAGAGAAGGUUUUGUGUACUGAAGGAUGCCUGCUUGUACUACUACAAAGACAUGGAUGCCCAUCAUGCUCUGGGCGUGGCCCAUUUCCAUGGUUACAGUAUCCAGGAGACUGAAAUCGGCGGUAAGAAGUUUGGGUUGGUCUUGAAGCCUCCCAGUGAUGACCUCAGAGUCUUCUAUUUUUUUGCGGAUCACGAAACCGACCGAAAACGCUGGGUUGCUGCUUUUGCCAUGUCCAUUGGCCGUUGGAUUCAGACCAACAGCAGUGAAGAGUCGGACGAAGAGAGUGCCGAAAUACUCAUCUGAAGACAAGGUCGUCUUCUGGUUAAAAAACAGGGCCCGAAGUUUGCAAGGUUUCAUCAACAAAGGCAACAUUGGAUUUUCAUCCUGAAAUUCUGUGCACUUUCUAAAAGGUAUUUCACUGCACACCUAUAGCCCCAAAGUUCACAGUUUAAUGUAAUUGGGCCAAUUUUUAGUGCAUUAAACAUGGCUUUCUUAAGAGCUUCCAUCUUUUCCUAUGCAAUACAAGUGAUUUUUUAACUUAAACAAAGGUUGCUGUCGUUGUUGGCAGUGUUUGAUGCCAAACGGAAUGGGCAUCGCUGAGAUAUUGUUCCCUAUUUCUGAGGCUACUUGUUUCGUAUCAUCAGCGUUAUCAGUUUUGUGGCAGUGGUGUUUUGAAACUUCAAGAUGCGCAACGUGUCACAAAAGGGCAGUCCUUAGAAACACCUUUGUUGGUGCUUCUUAUAAACCAAGCAUUUUAACAUCCAAUCUUAUUCAGAUAAAGAAGUGAACAUUUUGCUUUUCAGUGAAAUGAAAUGGCAGCAAAACCUGAAGUUUAAUCUAACACAUCAUGCAACUCAGUAGUUGAAGACUAGUUUUCUUUACAUUUUAUUUAAUUCUGCAGUCAGCCCUUUAUAUGUGAAUUAUACAUGUAUAGGUAACAAUUUAUAUAGUUUUUAGUUAGCUUUGUAGAUGUUCAAGUACUGUGACCGUUAACAUGUCUGUGAUGACACAUUCCUUUGUGUACAGCGUCAUUUAUUUCCAUUCUCAGCACGAGCAUGAAACGUUAAGGCGAAUUCAGGCAUCACUGAAUUUUACCAACAUUUUCAAUUUCACGUGUACAAAUGAUUCCUGGCGUUACGCUCGAAUACAAUCGGCCUUAAGAGCUGGUAUUUACAUAAUGAGAUUCAUAGAUUGUCCUGAAACCUUACUAGAUGUCUGAAAUGCCCAGUAACUGUCAUUUGCUCACCCAAUGCAAACUUGGCCUUGUGACAGAGAAACAGGAAAGUCGCUCGCUCGCGCGUCGUGUCAUCAUUAUGGUGUAGAGACAAAGAUCAUGACUUCUGUCAACGGCGUCAACACUUCCCUAUUUAAUCAUGUAUUCGUGAUGAUCUUGGAAAUGGCUUAUAUUAUUAUUUAUAACCCACCCUGUGUGGCUUUUGAAUCCACCGCAGGAUUCGCUGGCUAAAUUUCCUUUGUUCGUUCUGCCGUUCAUUGAUUCUUUUAUGUAUCACGAGCCUUCAGUCUAUUUGCAAUUUAAGAAACUGUUCAACUUGCCUUGAUAUCUUUUAUCAGCGGAUAACAUAGAAUUUCACGCAUUGGACGUGCUACACUCAGUUCUUGAUCAUUGCAUUGUCAAACAUUUAAGCCCUAAAAAUAUUUUGUGGUGUAUUUUGUAAAUUUAAAUAUCAUUUCGGUAUAUGUAAAGUUUUGUAAAUGCAUGAAAUAUUAGUGCGAUAUUUUAAUCAAGAGCUUUUUAUGUGCUUCUGUUAACGUAAGAAAAUAUAAAAUCUAAAGUGUCGCAAAAGCCACCAGCACAAUGUACAUAACACUGAACAAACUAUGCAAUUUUCCAAAGCAAUUUUUCAAUACUCUCAGUAGACAAAUCGUCAAGUAUUUGUUUGAAUUCCUGUCAGGUGAAGAUAUAAACUAAAUAAUUUAAUUUCACGUUGAAAGAGCUCGAAGUAGAAUAAAGGAAGUACGAUUUAAUUGCAGCAAAAAUACACGACUUCAAAAACCCAAUACGUGUAUGACUCAGUUUUGAGAAAGAGUGCAGAGGCAAACGUAUGAAUCAUACUUGAAUAUUUGAGCCUUGAACGUCGUAUUUCAAGAAAUAUUUUCCAUAACUGUAUUUUAUGACUGUGGGGCUGUUAUCGUUUACGCACAUAUCCUUGGCCACUUCACAGCCUCAUGUUAAGUCGCAGCGGGUGGCAAGCUAAGGGUAAACGCCAUAACGAACAAGUAAUUUGACAACAUGUAAACUUAUGCCGAUGUAUUCAAGCAAAAGACGCUGCCGUCAAUGAUACUGCGUGUCAUUGGCGGAUAAAAUGCGUUUUUAAUGAAAACGUUUGAGAACCGCGCUUGAAAUUUACGCUCAGCUGUCUAUUCAAAAUAAUGCUUAGUAUUUAUACAGUGACGGAAAACAUCAGAGAGGCUGUGCACAUUAUGGCGUCACACAGUAAAUUAAUUUUCUAGAAUUUGCCAGCCUAUUUUGGAGCUUAUUGGUUCUUAAGCAUUACUCUUGGUAUUGUGUAUUCUGAAUAUAAGUAUUUAUAUGAAAUAUUCUAUUCUUCCAAUGUAUAGCAAUAUAGCAUUUCUAGAAGGUCAUUAAAUAUGCCGCAGAGAAAGUAA
This is a messenger RNA of Acanthaster planci (crown-of-thorns starfish), 7274 nucleotides long. RefSeq lists its product as uncharacterized. Gene Ontology annotation, molecular function: protein binding. The record is from RefSeq and is a predicted model, not a curated record. Lineage: Eukaryota; Metazoa; Echinodermata; Asteroidea; Valvatida; Acanthasteridae.